Zygotorulaspora mrakii is the source of this 2910-nucleotide messenger RNA. It is a transcript of the gene UTP21, whose product is annotated as rRNA-processing protein UTP21. The coding region runs from base 1 to 2910 and encodes 969 amino acids. Gene Ontology annotation, biological process: rRNA processing. NCBI's taxonomy places the organism in Eukaryota, Fungi, Ascomycota, Saccharomycetes, Saccharomycetales, Saccharomycetaceae. The record is from RefSeq and is a predicted model, not a curated record. Gene Ontology annotation, molecular function: protein binding. Gene Ontology annotation, cellular component: small-subunit processome; Pwp2p-containing subcomplex of 90S preribosome. The transcript has a single exon.
AUGAGUUUUAGAGUGUGCAAACAGGCUUUCAUAACUGCAAGGUUCCAAAGGAUUCCGUCGUGGCUCAAAAGAACAAUGACUGGCACAGAUAUUGAGGCUUCAAAGAAGAGGAAGAUUGACGCAGCUGUUGUCGUUACAGGGCGUGGUCUCGGGUCCAAAAUUUUCGCACCAUUCAGAGUGGUUGGUAACGUAAUCAAUAACAUUCCAUUUGCAGUGGGAUCUUUGGGAUCGACCUUUUACAUUGUCACUAGUGUGGGUAAAUCAUUCCAGAUAUAUGAUGCUAACAAUCUCCAUCUACUAUUCGUUUCUGAAAAGGAGACUGAUGCAGGAAUUACAGCGUUUUCAACACACUUUCAUUAUAUAUUUGUUGCAUACGGAAGCAAAGUAGGCAUUUAUAAACGUGGUAUCUGCCAGCAUACGAUUGAAUUGAAGAGAAGGGUCACAGUGAGAAAUUUGUGUGUCUUUGGUGACUUCUUGUGUGUCUCUACUGAUGAUAACGCAGUAUACAUAUACAAAAAGAAGUUAUCCCAGGACAAGUAUGCCACUGAGAUUUACACAAGCUUCAGUAUCGAAAAACUUCAGGGUGGAGACAUUGUCGCACUUGCCCAUAUGCCCACAUAUCUCAACAAAAUUGUAGUUGUGACGAGAACAAAUCUAUUACUGUACAAUAUUAGAACAGGAAAACUACUUUAUACGUCUGAUGAGUUUCCAGAACAAAUUACAGCUGUGGAGGUUGCACCAGCACUUGACAUCUUGGCUCUAGGGACCGCAUCAGGGGAAGUUUUUAUGUACAAUUUAAGAAAGGGUAGAAUUAUCCGAAGGAUAAAGAUGAUGCAAUCAAGGAUAUCAUCUUUGUCCUUUAGGACAGAUGGCUCUGCACAUUUGUGCCUUGGGUCAACUAACGGUGAUAUAGUAUUCUAUGAUCUGGAUCGUCGCUCUCGUAUACAUGUUUUGAAAGGUAUUCAUAGCGAGUCUUACGGUGGUAUCACAAGGGCGUCCUAUUUGAAUGGACAACCCAUUGUGGUUACCUCUGGAGGGGACAACCAACUUAAGGAAUAUGUUUUCGAUCCGUCUUUAUCGCAAAGUGAUAGUGGCGUUGUUGUUCAGCCUCCGAGGUUUCUACGUUCUAGAGGUGGACAUUCUCAACAACCAUCAUUUAUCUCGUUUGGGGAUAACUCAGCUCAUUUCAUAUUAUCAGCCUCUAGAGAUAGAUCAUUCUGGGCCUUUUCUUUAAGAAAAGAUGCACAAUCACAGGAACUGUCUCAAAGAUUGCAUAAAAAACCAGACGGAGGAAGGAUCGGUGGUAGUGCAAUAAAGGAGAAAUUUCCAGAAAUUACAGCUAUUGCAAUUUCAAACGCAAGGGUUGGUGAAUGGGAAAAUAUUUUGACUGCUCACAUGAACGAAAAGGAAGCUCGCACUUGGGACCUUCGCAGUAAAAGAGUAGGAAGAUGGACUUUUGGUACAACUGAUGGCGGUAUCGUUAAAUCUGUACAAAUUUCGCAAUGUGGAAACUUUGGGUUUAUUGGAUCAUCAAAUGGUAGUAUUGUAGUUUAUAACAUGCAAAGUGGUAUUAUCCGGAAAAAAUAUAUUUUGCAUAAAAAGGCUGUUACUGGCAUUGCUCUAGAUGGCAUGAAUCGGAAGAUGGUCUCAUGUGGUCUUGAUGGUAUCGUGGGUUUUUACGAUUUCAAUAGGUCUUCUCUCUUGGGUAAGUUGCAGCUAGAUGCACCAAUAACUUCAAUGGUGUAUCACCGUGCAUCUGAUCUUUUCGCUCUGAUAUUAGACGAUCUUUCUAUUGUCAUCGUUGAUGCUGUUACUCAGAGAAUUGUUAGACAACUUUGGGGCCAUUCUAACCGAAUAACUUCACUGGACUUUUCACCUGACGGGCGUUGGAUUGUUUCCUCAUCUCUUGAUAGUACAAUUAGGACUUGGGACUUGCCUACUGGCGGUUGCAUCGAUGGUGUCAGGUUGGAGUCGGUUGCAACCAAUGUUAAGUUCUCACCUAAUGGAGAAUAUUUGGCUACAACACAUGUUAGUGGCAAUGGAAUCUGCAUUUGGACGAACAGAUCGCAAUUUAAAGCCGUAUCCACUAGAAUGAUAAACGAAGAGGAAUUCUCGAAAAUUUCUUUACCUAACGCAUCUGCUACGGGGGGUGUAUCAAUGCUCACUGGUGCUUUCAAUGAUUCAAUCGAUGAAGAACAUGACGUUAACUUCAAUAAAUAUGAAACAAUGCAUCAGAUCAAUAAAGAGCUCUUGACAUUAUCGAUUGGUCCUAGAAAUAAAAUGAACACUCUAUUACACCUUGAUGUAAUCAGACAACGUUCGAAACCUGUAGAGGCUCCAAAGAAAGCACAACAGUCACCAUUUUUUCUGCAAUUGUCAGGUGAUAAGGUUGGUGAUGAGGCAUCCGGAAGGGAAGGCGUUGCGCAUGAGACAGUUGAGGCAAUUCAGAGAAAGCAAGCGGCUGAAACUGAUCGCGUGGCUGCAGAAAUGCAAAUAAACAAGUUUAAGCCCACAGGUCCUCUAGGUUUCGAGUCCAAAUUCACAGAACUUCUCAGGAAAGGCGCCGAAUCUGAAAACUUUAGCGAAUUUUUGCUUAAUUUGGUAACUUUGUCACCUGCAGCUGUGGAUCUUGAGGUCAGAUCUUUGAAUUCAUAUGAACCGUUUGAUGAAUUGAUAUGGUUUAUUAACGCACUUGUACAAGGUGUCAAAACCAACAGAGAUUUUGAUUUGUACGAGGCCUUUAUGAGCUUAUUGUUUAAGGCUCAUGGGGAUAUAAUACACACUAAUAACCAAAAUGAACGUGUUACAAAGGCAUUAGGUGAGUGGAAUAAAUGCAGUACAAAAGGUGAGAAAUUAGAUGACCUAAUCAAGUAUUGUUCCGGUGUCGCAAACUUUGUCUCUAGUCGCUGA